GGUCAUCGCGCGCGGCCGGAAGGGGCGAGCGGCAGCCGAGCCGUUGUUCCGCUGCGGGGCCUGGCGAGGCGAGCGGGCGGGGCGGAGCGGGCCCCGCGCGGGCGGAAGGAGCGGCCAUGGUGGGCAAGACGGCGGCCGAGCCCCUGGGGCGGACGGCGGAAGAGGUGGCUUGGGCGGAGGCGCUGCGCGGGGCCUGCGAGCCCGAGCACCACUGGCGGUACCGGCGCGAGUUCCUGCUGCGCAAUGUGGGCGAGCCGCCGGCGGCGGGCAGCGCCGAGCUGCGGCGCCUCGUCUCUCUCUCCAUGGUGUGGGCCAAUCACGUCUUCCUGGGCUGUCGGUACCCGCCUCAGGUAACGGAGAAGGUGCUAGAAAUGGCCGAAGGCAUCCAAGUGACCGGCGCGCCCAUCCGCACCACGAGAGAUGAACUGGUUGCCAAGGUGAAGAAAAGAGGCAUAUCAAGUAGCAAUGAAGGGAUAGAGGAGCCUGCCAAGAAGCGAGCUGUUGAGAAGUGCAAAGAUUCUAAGGACACUGGACAAAAUGUGAAAACAACCAAGGCAGAAGCCCCUAUGGAAACACAAAGCACGUUGCCCAAAAAGGAGGAAAAAGAUACUAGCAAAGGUUCAGAAAGCUCCCUGUCGACUUGCAGUUCAAAUAAAGAAGCAUUCACCGCAUCAAUCACAAAAACAGAAGAAAAGCCUACUAAUGCUGAACAUACUGUCGAGCAAAGCCCAGCUCCAUCUUCAUCUGAAAAAGAGGCAGGAGAGAAUCCAUCUAAAGAAGGCAAGUGUGAAAAUGUGCCAUCACCUGAAAAAACUACAUUAAGUUCAGGGCCCCCAGCUGCUGCCCCGCAGGCGGCAGCGGUGCCACCGGCUGCCACCAACAGCACCCCUCAGGCAGCGGUGCCACCGGCUGCCACUGACAGCUCCCCGCAGGCAGCAGAGGUGCCACCAGCUGCCACCAACAGCACCCCGCAGGCAGCAGCGGUGCCACUGACUGCUGCCAGCAGUGCUCCACAGGCGACAGUGGUGCCAGUGACCCUUACCAAGAGCGCCCCACAGGUGGCAUCAGCGCCACCAGCUGCUGCCAAGAGCGCCGCGCAGGUAGCAGCGGUGCCAGUGACCGUUACCAAGAGCACGACACAAACAAGUGCUGUGUUGCUGUCCUCCAAAGCCCAAGUGAGUGGUCUAUCAUCCGUGUCCAAGAGCGGCGCCCAGGCGGGCACCUCACUGCUGCUGGCCCCCAAGGGCAGUGCUCAGGCAGGCACCUCUCUGCUGCUGGCACCGAAGAGCAGCACCCAGGUGGGCACCUCGCUGCUGCUGGCUUCUAAGGGCAGUGCCAAAGCAGGCUCCUCGCUCCUGGCCUCCAAGAGCAGCGCAGAGGUGGCUGCCUCGUUGCUGGCUGCACGGAGCGGCACGCAGCAGGGUGCCUCACUGCUGACAUCCAAGAGCAGCGCUCAGGCGGCGGCAUCGCUGCUGGCUGCUCGGAGUGGUGCGCAGCAAGGUCCCUCCCGCAGUGGGGCUCAGGCCACCAAGAGUUCAUCGCAGCUUGCUUCCAAGAGUGGUUCACAGGCCAAUGAAGGCCCUGCUAAGGCCUUGUGCAAACCGUUAACCAGUGAAGACGCAAAGGAAAGACAGCCUUUUUUCAACAGACUGUAUAAGGCUGUAGCCUGGAAACUGGUCGCUGUGGGAGGCUUCAGUCCUAAUGUAAAUCACGCGGAACUUCUUAACUCAUCUAUUCAGUCUGUAAAAGCUACGUUAGAUGUUGCUUUCGUUCCCCUGAAGGAACUUGCAGACUUACCUCAAAAUAAGAGCUCUCUGGAAAAUAUAGUUUGUGAACUGAGGUGCAAGUCUGUGUAUUUGGGUACUGGCUGUGGUAAAAGUAUGGAAAACGCCAAAGCAGUUGCUUCAAGAGAAGCUUUGAAAUUAUUCCUCAAGAAGAAAGUUAUUGUGAAGAUAUGUAAAAGGAAGUAUAAAGGUAGUGAAAUUGAAGAUCUGGUACUUCUGGAUGAAGAAUCAAAACCUUCAAAUUUACCUCCAGCUUUAUUAAAUCCUCGAGAGAUCAUAUAAGGGGAGAAUCACUGUACUGUGUAUAGUAUUUCAACACAAGGACUGAAGGUUAAUUUUGUACUUUAAAAAUGUAGGCUUCCAGAUAUUUUGUAUUUCUUUCUCAGUUUUGCAAGAUGACUCUAUUUCUUUCACAUGGUAGCAAUUGUAUGAAACUUGUUAGAGAUGACAAGUGUGGAUUUAAAAGGUAUGCCUUAAUACAUGGCACACUAGUGUGCUGUUUUAUUUGCAAAAUAGUCUACCUAAUUCUUCUAUUUUUAAUUAACUGGUUAAGGUACAACUUGCUGUUUAAAACCUGACAGUUUUGUAAUUACUAUGAUACGGUGGCAGUGUGCUCAGUUGUCUGCCAUGUCUUUUUUAGCCACAUAGGAGUGUGUACGUAGGGACCAUAAUACUUGAAUGAUUGAAAGUUGUUUAGAAACUUCAGUCAAGAAGUUGAGUCAUCCAUUUCAGAUGUAUUGUUCAUAGUGUUCACUGUUGCUGUUAUUAGGAGAGAAAAGGGUUGGUUGACUAUUUCUGUGAGACCUUGUAAAAUUUGCAAUGUAAAUGACACCCUGAUCUGAUUUAGUGUUACACUAGCAGUUUAGAUCCCAUUUAACGUUACACUAGCAAAUAACCAAUUAGCAGUCAAGUCACAGCUACUUCAGCCACUAUAAUUCUGUAAGUAGAUCUAAUUUAUAUUGUGAAAAAUCCUUUGCAGUUUUUUCAAAUAAACAUGGAUUUCUAUACUAAGCAUAUUUGACUGCUACUAAAACAAUAAAAUCUCUGGGAUGUGCGUUUAUAGUA
This is a messenger RNA of Numida meleagris (helmeted guineafowl), 2849 nucleotides long. It is a transcript of the gene CDKN2AIP, whose product is annotated as CDKN2A interacting protein. Bases 117 to 2066 code for a protein of 649 amino acids. The record is from RefSeq and is a predicted model, not a curated record. The transcript has 3 exons. Gene Ontology annotation, cellular component: nucleoplasm; nucleolus. Lineage: Eukaryota; Metazoa; Chordata; Aves; Galliformes; Numididae.